AUGCAGCGGGCGUCGCCCUCGGCGCGGGCGAUCAUCGAGCUGGCGAUGCUCAAGCUGCUGAACGCCACCCCGGACUUGCUGAAGCGCGAGGUUCUGCCCUUCAUAGAGGACCUGCAGGACUCCAAGGACGUGGAGUUGCAGCAGCGGUCGUGCGAGAUGCUGCGGCUGGUGCGGAACGAGGACAUGCUCGAGGAGGUGAUGCAGCCCAUGCCGCAGUACGCGGAGGCGGUGCAGCAGAACAACCCGCUGAUAGCUCGGCUAAAGUUCCAGAACAAGAACCGCGCACAGUCGCGGGCGCAGCUGGAAGAAGCUGCGAAGAGCGAGGGCGGCAUCCUCAAGCGCGGCCAGAGGGGCACUGCGGGUGCAACCGGCUCCAAGGGGGCGGCCGCGAACAACAAGAACGACUCCGACAGCGGUUCGGACAGCGGCUCGGACAGUGGCUCCGACGAGGCCGCCGGGCGUUUGCCGGGCGGCGGGCGGAGGCGCGCGGCGGCCGAUAUGGAGGUCCGUGUCGAGGCGGCGGCCGGCCAGGCCAUCCCGCAGGACGCCGCGCGGGGCCCGCAGAAGGGCCGCCAUGACGGGCUCUGCGGGGCGCCCCUGGGCGGCAGGCCUCCCCGGCUGCCCGCCCCGGACGUGUUCCUUGCGGUGCGCGUGGGGGACGUGCAGAAGCAGACCCGGCUGAGCAGCUCCAGGGUGUACCACUUUCCCGAGCCCAAGGACCCGGACGGCAAGUUGCUGGGCAGGGUGGAGAUAGCCGGCUGCCUGCGGCGGGUGGGGUAUGCCAACGUCUCGCUGGACCUCGGCGGCGAUGCCGCGGAGAUCGUACUCGACUGCGCGGACGCGGAGAUGCCCAGGAUGGGCCUCCGGCUCGCGGCAGUCGGCGGCCUGUCCGAGGAGAGGGCCAAGGCCACCAAGACGGAGCGCAAGCUGGAGCGGAAGAACUCUGCCGCCCGGUACAUCGUGGAGCACAACCUGGAGGAGAUCCUGGCCAAUAGCCUGCGCGAGGUGGUGAAGCAGCGGCCCGCCAACCCGCGCGAGUACAUGUCGGGGCAGAUCCUCCGCAGCAGCUCUUCGCCCGCCCUCGCGCCCCUGGCGCCCCUGCGGCCGCUGAACCCCAGGCCGGAGGUGCCCUCCGAGCCCUGCCCGACGCUCCCCGACGUGCCCGCCGCGGAGCCGCAGCGGCCCCGCUCGGCCCUGCGGCGGCCGGGCUCCGGCAGCAGCGGCUCGCGCGUGCGCCUGGAGCCGCUGCCCCUGCCGGCGGAGCAGGCCGCCGCCGCGGAGGCCGCGCGGGAGCCGGAGCCCGGCGGCAGCACCGCGAGGAGCGAGGUCAGCAUGAGGCACAUCGACUCCUCCAUGCUCGAGCAGCAGACCGAGCACUUCGCCGACGCCCGGGCGCCGGCCAGCCGCCUCGCCGCCGCGGAGGAGCCCGCCACCGCCCUGACCGAGGAGGCUGCUCCCGCAACCGGCGUAAUUGAGGCCACACCUGCGCCUUGCGAAGAGGCCGUGCCCGCCCCCACCGAGGAGGCUGCUCCCACGACUGCCGCCGCGGAGGCCGUCCCUGCGCCGUGCGAGGAGGCCGCCCCGGCCCCCACCGAGGAGGCUGCUCCCACGACUGCCGCCGUGGAGGCCGUCCCUGCGCCGUGCGAGGAGGCCGCCCCGGCCCCCACCGAGGAGGCUGCUCCCACGACUGCCGCCGUGGAGGCCGUCCCUGCGCCGUGCGAGGAGGCCGCCCCGGCCCCCACCGAGGAGGCUGCUCCCACGACUGCCGCCGCGGAGGCCGUCCCUGCGCCGUGCGAGGAGGCCGCCCCGGCCCCCACCGGGGAGGCUGCUCCCACGACUGCCGCCGUGGAGGCCGUCCCUGCGCCGUGCGAGGAGGCAGCCCCGGCCCCCACCGAGGAGGCUGCUCCCACGACUGCCGCCGUGGAGGCCGUCCCUGCGCCGUGCGAGGAGGCCGCCCCGGCCCCCACCGAGGAGGCUGCUCCCACGACUGCCGCCGUGGAGGCCGUCCCUGCGCCGUGCGAGGAGGCAGCCCCGGUCCCCACCGAGGAGGCUGCUCCCGCCACUGCCGCCGCGGAGGCCGCCUCUGUGCUGUGCGAAACGGACGCCCCAGCCCCCACAGAAGAGGCCGCCCAGGAAGGCUCCAGCGCAUGGCCGACUCCGGGUAUAGAUGAGACGGAGAUGGCCGAGCUCCUGAACCUGAACGCGAGCCUCUCCAAGUCCAGGACCGGCGCGAUCGCAUCGCAGCUCGCCGAGGGGGUUGCCCUGGCCGCCACCAUGGAGGAGCCCACCGGCGCCCCCGCCGAGGGGGCCGCCCCCGCCCCCACCGAGGAGGUCACUCCACGGACGGCCCCCGCGCCUGGCGAAGAGGCCGCCCCCGCCUCCAACAAGGAUGGGGUUGCACCUGCGUCCAGCGAGGCACCUCAUCCCGACGCCACAGAGGAGGCGGCCGCUGCUGCGCCCGUCGACGCCGCGCCAGUGGGGGAGGCGGCCCCCGUGGCGGGCUCCGCGGAGCCAGCAGAGGCCGCGGCCGACGAGGCCGCCGAUGCAGGGCAGGCAGGUCCUGGGGCCGAGGUCCAGCUUCCAGAGGGCCAGAGCGCCGAGGUUCUCGCGUGGACGCUCGAGAUGGCCUUGAAGAAAGGACUGGUGACGUGGAGUGGCCCUAAGGCGUAG
This is a messenger RNA of Prorocentrum cordatum, 2670 nucleotides long. NCBI's taxonomy places the organism in Eukaryota, Dinophyceae, Prorocentrales, Prorocentraceae. The record is from the annotation of a GenBank genome assembly.